CAGCAGCAGCAGGAGGCCGUACGGAUGCAGUUGCUCCGGGAAGCCGCGUUGGCUCGCUGUCAAACGCGCUGAGCAGGAGGAGCAGAGCAGCACAGGUUGUUCCUAAAGUUGCAAGAAGAGGGACCGCAGCGUCCGCGGCCGGGUCCUACGCCGGUCCUCAGACGGCACCAUGGCCGCCGCCCACGAGGAAUCCAGGAACUUCAACGGCCUCUCGGAGCCCCCCAAGGAGAGCAUGCAGCUCAAGAAGGAGAUCUCGCUGCUCAACGGGGUCAGCCUGAUCGUGGGCAACAUGAUCGGCUCGGGCAUCUUCGUGUCCCCCAAGGGCGUGCUGAUCUACAGCGCCUCCUACGGGCUGUCGCUACUCAUCUGGGCCAUCGGGGGCCUGUUCUCUGUGGUGGGGGCCCUCUGCUACGCCGAGCUGGGCACCACCAUCACCAAAUCGGGGGCAUCGUACGCGUACAUCCUGGAGUCCUUCGGCGGCUUCAUCGCGUUCAUCCGCCUGUGGACGUCUCUGCUGAUCAUCGAGCCCACGAGCCAGGCCGUCAUAGCCAUCACGUUCGCCAACUACCUGGUGCAGCCGCUCUUUCCGACGUGCGAGCCGCCGUACGUGGCCUCCAGGGCCAUCGCCGCUGCCUGCAUAUGCCUACUGACAUUCAUAAACUCCGCCUACGUAAAGUGGGGCACCCGCGUGCAGGACGUUUUCACCUACGCCAAGGUGGCGGCCCUCAUCGUCAUCAUCAUUACCGGCAUCGUCAAGCUGUGCAAAGGUUACACUGCCAACUUUGAGUCGUCCUUUCAGGGGUCGUCCACCAACCCCGGGGACAUUGCACUGGCGCUCUACUCUGCCCUUUUCUCCUACUCCGGCUGGGACACCCUCAACUUUGUCACCGAGGAGAUCAAAAACCCAGAGAGGAACCUGCCCCUGGCCAUCGCCAUCUCCAUGCCCAUCGUCACCGUCAUCUACAUCCUCACCAACGUGGCCUACUACGCAGUGCUGGACGUCAGUGCCAUACUGGCCAGCGACGCCGUGGCAGUGACGUUUGCAGAUCACACUCUCGGCGUGAUGAGCUGGACCAUCCCCAUUGCUGUGGCUCUGUCCUGCUACGGAGGCCUGAACGCCUCCAUCAUAGCUGCGUCCAGGUUGUUCUUCGUAGGCUCUCGUGAGGGUCACCUUCCAGACGCCCUGUCCAUGAUCCACAUACAGAGAUUCACUCCGAUCCCCGCGCUGAUCUUCAAUUGCGUCAUGUCGCUGAUCUACCUGACCGUGGAGGACGUCUUCCAGCUCAUCAACUACUACAGCUUCAGCUACUGGUUCUUCAUGGGCCUGUCCAUCGCCGGACAGAUCUACCUCCGCUGGAAGGAGCCCGACAGACCCAGACCCCUCAAGCUGUCUCUGUUCUACCCGGUGGUGUUCUGCAUGUGCACUGUUUUCCUGGUAGCGGUUCCUCUCUACAGCGACACCCUCAACUCGCUGAUCGGCAUCGGCAUCGCCCUGUCGGGGGUCCCCGUCUACUUCCUGGGCGUCUAUCUGCCAGAGUCCAAGCGGCCGCCCUUCAUCACCAAGAUACUGCGUUCUCUGACCCACUCCACCCAGUACACCUGCUACUGCGUUCUGACAGAGAUGGACAAAAGUGAAUAGCAUCCAGCAUCCAAAAAGGAUUUGGUUGUACUGCUCACCACGUUGAAGCUCUCAGACUCCACUGACUUCGUUUACAACACUGAAAGAGCUGCUGCCUGCAGAUUUGAUCCUGGUAUUUAAAGACAUUCAAAGACUCCACCCGUACUGCUGCUCUGCACACUGUGGACACUGUUGACUCUUUCAGUUCUUUAAUGACCUCUCAUUGUAAAGGGUUUGCCUUGUUAGAUCUGCAGGUAAUUCCCAUAUAAGCCUUUAAACAGUACGUGCCUGUGAUUUACAAGGGGCUGCUCGUUACCGCAGGGACCUUUUUAUAAUAAGUACAUUUUUAUUGUGUGAAACCAAACAUAUUUUAAAUGAAAGACGCGUGCUGAGAACUGAAACAUUCAAUUCCUGCUGCUAUAUAAAGGCUUUUAAGUCAUCAUCUUAAUGUUAUUGCCUUUAGGUAUUAUUAAUGUCAUUGUCCUGAAGUUUUUUUUCUGGUUUUGUAUUUAAGGUGGGUUUACUGUCUGCUGAAUCCACUCUGCCCUGCAUCGUAGGAAGCUGUAGCCUUCCUGUUCUUUGUGUUUGCUUAAAUCUGUGUGCAACUUAA
This is a messenger RNA of Anoplopoma fimbria (sablefish), 2228 nucleotides long. RefSeq names its product solute carrier family 7 member 6 (gene slc7a6). The transcript is spliced from 10 exons. Gene Ontology annotation, molecular function: L-amino acid transmembrane transporter activity. Gene Ontology annotation, cellular component: membrane. Lineage: Eukaryota; Metazoa; Chordata; Actinopteri; Perciformes; Anoplopomatidae. Gene Ontology annotation, biological process: amino acid transmembrane transport. The coding region runs from base 170 to 1639 and encodes 489 amino acids. The record is from RefSeq and is a predicted model, not a curated record.